This is a messenger RNA of Acytostelium subglobosum LB1, 2031 nucleotides long. RefSeq lists its product as hypothetical. The transcript is spliced from 4 exons. Lineage: Eukaryota; Evosea; Eumycetozoa; Acytosteliales; Acytosteliaceae. Gene Ontology annotation, biological process: DNA-templated DNA replication; error-prone translesion synthesis. The record is from RefSeq and is a predicted model, not a curated record. Gene Ontology annotation, molecular function: DNA binding. Gene Ontology annotation, cellular component: epsilon DNA polymerase complex. The coding region runs from base 1 to 2031 and encodes 676 amino acids.
AUGGACUUGCCACUCAAGAAGAGUAUAACAAAGGCAUUCCAACUCUCUGGACUCAGCAUCAAGAAUGACGCAAUGAAGCUGUUGGGUGAGCUCAAUGACAACAGAGACAAGGUACUAGAGUUGGUCACCAUCAUCAUUGACAACAUAGACAAGUCAACAUUGAAUGGCAACUUUGUGGACAGGGCAUCAGUGGAGCGAUGUUUGGCAGAGAUCAAGACACAUACGGAUAUAAAUGCAAUGGAGACAGAGGUGCUAAAGGUGAUAGGGGCAUUCGAUUGCCCUUUGGUAGUGUACGAUAAUAACAAGAAGCAGUAUGUUGCACAUGCAGACAGCGCGACGGCAUCACACGCCACACACUCGCUGCACGCCGACGCACUGGCCAAAGCCAGCCUCUACAGACGCCGUUACAUCAACGUGCUGCAGCGUGUAGAGCGCCAUCAGUUCUUCUCGCCGCCAGUCCUCCCCAAUGAAAAGUUCACGCGCGAGCACAAGUCCAUCAUCACGCUCAACUCGCUCCUGGGCAAUCCCGGGCCCAAAUACGUGCUGGGCACCAUCUCACAGAUCACCGAGGGCAGGUACUACUUGGAGGACCUCACCACCAAUGUGCCACUGGACAUUAGCAACGCGCUCGUCUCGAGCAUGCUUACAGAGAACUCGAUCGUGCAGGCGUACGGCGAGCUGGUCGACGGCGUGUUUGUGGCGCAGGAGAUCCUGCUGCCGGUGGUCGAGGAUCGCCAGGAGUCGCUGCGGUUCCUCAAGGGCCUGGACGCAUUUGGCCAGCGUCCCAACGAGAAGCUGGCCGCCAGCCUUCUCGAGUACGAGCAGGCGAUGGAGACCAACGCGCUGGUGUUCAUGUCGGACGUGUGGCUCGACUCGCCACUCGUCAUGAGCAAGCUCAACGUCAUGUUCUUUGGCCUAAAGGACAUCCCACCCUUUGCCUUCAUCCUCAUGGGCAACUUUACCGAGCAGCCACUAAUUGGCGGCAAACAAUAUCGUCUAAAGACUUACUUUGACCAACUGGCAGCACUCAUUCAGCGAUAUCCAAACAUCCUAGCCAAGAGCAAGUUUAUCUUUGUUCCAGGACCAACUGAUCCAGCAGGAUCAUUGAUCAAUAUACUUCCAAAGUUCCCAAUACCUGAUGUGUUUGUAAAGGGAUUCAAGUCCAAGGUAGCCAACAGCGUGUUUACAACAAACCCUUGUAGAAUACGUUACUGCACACAAGAGAUCAUCGUCUUCCGUGAGGACAUUGUAAAUAAAGUGCGAAGACACUGUAUAAAGGAGCCAGCCGACCAGAUGGACAUAACCCAACAUGUAUUGGAAUCAAUAUGCAAGAAUGCUCACCUUUGUAACCUGCCAUUGGAGAUUAGACCGAUAUAUUGGAAUUAUGAUCAUGCACUGUCGUUGUAUCCACUGCCAGACGUGUUGGUACUGGGCGACAAGUUCAAUCAGUACGAGCACAACUAUGAGGGCACCUACUGCUUCAACCCCAGCUCAUUCUCGACAGACUUCUCAUUCUCGCAUUACCUGCCGGCGAAACGUGCACUCGAGUUUUGCACGGUACCUGACAAGGUCGAGGACAUUGAGUUUGAGACACAAGACGACGAGGACACGCUCAUGUCUGUGGAUGGAGAUGGCGCCGAGGUUGUCGAGCCACAUGCCGAUCCAGUCUCUGACAACGAGGUCGAUGUAUCAAUGGAACAAGAGGCAGAGGAUGACCGAGUGAACUCAAUAUCAGCAGCACAACCAUAUGACGAUGAUAAUAACGAUGAUGAUAAUGAUAAUGAUGACGACCAAGUUCAAGAUCAAGAUCAAGACGAGGAGCAAAGCAGCGCAGACGAAGAUGAGGAUGUGGAGGAUGUGGAAGAAGUGGCGGAUGUGGAGGAUGUGGAAGGUGCUGAUAUUGAAGGCGAGGUUGAUGAUGACGAGUAUGUUCCGUACCAGUCCCCAGACUUGGAAGAUGGGGAUGAGGACGAGGAUGAAGAUGGAGAUGAAGCAGCCGAAGGCGACCAAGAAGAUGAGGUAGCUGAAUGA